AUGGCCAUCCCCGAUGAUAUCCUUGCGGCAAACGCUGCAGGGAGAAUCCCUAGUGGGGUCACACUCGAAUACCUAGCAGAGUCCCGCGAUAGCUCUGCCAUUGUGGGAAUCAUUUUCAUGAUAUGCUUCACCGGCCUGUUGAUGAUCAUACGAUUAUAUGCCCGAACAUUUAUUGUGAAGAAGAUGGGUUUAGAUGAUGUAUUGGCCGUCGUGACGUUGAUGCUCUAUAUUGCUUUUGUCAUCCUCUCAAUCACCCUAAUCAACUUGGGAAGCGGUCGCCACAUCGAAUACAUCCAAUAUGUGCUAUCACUACCCACCGUCCGCGAAACAGAAGUCCUAGACUUCAUCGCUCAUAUUAUUUACACAACGGCUCUAUUCCUAUGUCGUCUGUCCGGUCUAGCUUUCUACUUUCGACUCACAGCCCGCUCAACAAAACUACACAUGAGCAUUAUCAUCGCCGUCCCACUUCUUUUCGCCGCAUACCUACCCCAGAUCUUCCUCCUGAUCUUCCACUGCAGACCAGUCACAGGACUCUGGCCAUACGAGUGGCAAGUCGAGCCAAAGACAUACAACUGUCUCACAUGGGGACUCGUAUACUCAGUGAACUCGGGCCUGUCUCUCGCUUGUGACAUUUUGAUGUUCGCGAUCCCAGCGGCACUCAUCAAGGGGCUGCACGUUUCUUUAGAAAAGAAGAUCAAGCUAUCCUUCGUGAUGUUCCCCGGUAUCCUUGUAAUCAUAAUCUCCGCCAUCCGCGUCUGGCUCGUAGCACGGGGCCAAUGGGACCCAGACGGCAGCUGGGCCUACAAUCCGAUGAUGUGUGUUGAGAGCGCCGAGAUCGCGGCAACUCUAGUCGCGCUCUCCGUGCCAGCGCUGAAACCCGUCUUCGGAAACUUGUUCGCACACUUGACUGAGUACACGUCCAGCCACACGCGCUCGCGCUCACGCUCGACAAAAAUUCCCAGUCUUGGACAUUCGAAGACUGUUGGAAGUGGUGCGGUAUCCAGCAAUCGGGAUAGCAAGCGUCUCAUUAAUUGGUCGAAGAUUGGGAAGGAUGAUUAUGAGAUGAUGCCUUCUGAGAUAUCGGUUUCGAGGGACACUAGAGCUGCAUCGAGAGCGAGUGAUGAGAUAGAGAGGGGUGCGAGGAGUCCCGGGAUUAGGGUUACGAAUGAGGUUACUAUUAAUCGUGGGAGUGAGGUUAGGGUUGAGACGCCUAGGUCUAGGGAGAGUUAA
This is a messenger RNA of Penicillium crustosum, 1230 nucleotides long. RefSeq lists its product as uncharacterized. The record is from RefSeq and is a predicted model, not a curated record. The transcript is spliced from 3 exons. The coding region runs from base 1 to 1230 and encodes 409 amino acids. Lineage: Eukaryota; Fungi; Ascomycota; Eurotiomycetes; Eurotiales; Aspergillaceae.